GAAAGAGAAGCAGCCCGCAAAAAAUUAGAAGCAGCGGAAUUGGCUCGUCGGCAAACUAAUCUCAGUGAAAAAGAACGUAAACUUAAAGAACAAGCCGAGCAAAGACAAAAAGAAAAAGAAUUAGCCGAAGCAGAAGAGGCCAAACGGGAAGAAGCCCGUCAGGCUCGUGAACAAGCCUUAAAAGAAGAACAAGCCGCCUUUUUAAAAACUCAACAAAAGAACUUUGAAGAACAACAGAAAAAAAGAGAAGAAAACUAUGCUAACCAAGUUAAAGAAGCCGAGAUUGCUGAACAGAAGAAAAAAGCGGCCAUUGAGGAAUUAGACAAACAAAAUAAAUUCCAGCAAGAACAAUUAGAAAAACAAAAAGAGUUAUUGGAAAAAGAAACCCAAAAAAAAUUAGAACAAAUUGCAGUGGAUGACCAAAAAGCCCGGCAAGUUAUUUUGGAACAGCAAGAGAAAGAUAAACUGGCUUUGGAGCAAACCCGCCGAGAUAAUGAAGCCGAAUUACUGAGACAAAAAGUUAAACGAGAAAAGGAAUUAAAUGAACUUAAAGAAAAAAACCGAAAAGAAUUAACCGAAACUGAACAAAAGUUAGCAGAUGACAAGCAAAAAGCCCAAGAGGAAUUAGCCAGAUUAAUUAAAGACCGAGAAAAUGCGGCUAAAAAAGCCGAGGCAGAUAAAAUUGAGCGGGAUAAAACUAGCCAGUUAGAAGCCAAACGACAAGAAGAGGAGGUGAAAAAGUGUACCGAUGAUGGCAGUGGUCAGCCGGUUUUUGUUCCUUUUCGUUCGUUGGGAAAUGGUUAUGUGUCCAUGCCAACGAUUGGAAACAUAUUUAAUAAAGGUCCGAAAGUAAAAAUCAAUAUUUACCAUUGCACAGCGGCUGGGAAAGUCAAAGGAGAAUUUAACAUUCCCAUGACUGAUGAGGAUAUUAAAGAAAUAAAAAUAUUGGCUGGUAGAUUUAGUAAUAAUUUCUAUACUAAAGAUGAAUUAAAAAGAAAAGUAGAUAGUUUGGAUGACCCGAAACUUUUUGAUUAA
Messenger RNA from Ambispora leptoticha, 1035 nucleotides. NCBI's taxonomy places the organism in Eukaryota, Fungi, Glomeromycota, Glomeromycetes, Archaeosporales, Ambisporaceae. The record is from the annotation of a GenBank genome assembly.